AUGGCUUACGAAAGAUCAAUUAUCAUCACCGGCGGGACGGUGAAUCUAGGCUACUACACCGCGCUACAGAUUGCCAAGGCACAUCCCGAAUACCUAAUCAUCGUAUCAUCGCGAUCAGACCGCGAGCAUGCCGCAGAUACCAUCAAUAAAACGCUCGGCCAAGAAAACGUAGUUUACAUCCCGCUGGAUCUCUCAAGCCUACAGAGUGUACGCACUUUUGCUGAAGAUUGGGCGUCGAAGAACUACCCCCCUAUACAAGCCCUAGUUUUCAACGCGGCUCUGCAGCAUCCUGGGUCAUUAGUCAAAACCGUUGACGGCCUCGAAUCAACUUUCGGCGUCAACCACGUUGGCCACGCUCUACUCUUCCAUCUCCUGUGUCCUUACCUCGCUCACAAGGCCCGGGUGGUUGUCGUUUCUAGCGGGACUCACGACCCAGACCAAAAUACGGGUGGUAUGCCCAAGCCGAACUAUAUAAGUGCCGAGGAGAUGGCACACCCCACCUCUGCCUCAGCUAAUAACCCUGGUCGUCAGCGGUACGUCGAAAGCAAGCUCGCGAACAUACUGUGGACGUACGCGCUCGACCGCCGUCUAAAACAGCGUGUUCCAGAGCGAGACAUCACAGUUAAUGCCUUUGACCCAGGUCUGAUGCCAGGCUCCGGGCUAGCGCGUGAAGCCGGUGGAUUUCUACGGUUCCUUUGGAUGCAUGUCCUUCCAAGAGUCAUUCCACUUCUUAGGGUUAUCUUCGUCCCGAAUAUCCAUCAUCCGAAUGAAUCUGCGACUUCGCUAAUGCGUCUCGCGGUUGGCUCGGAUCUAGAAGGCGAAAGUGGUAAGUACUUCGAGGGUAAAAAGGCUAUCAAGAGUAGCAAGGAGAGCUAUGAUGAGGUUAGACAAGACGAUGUUUGGCAAUGGACAGUGAAUUAUCUGGCUAAAGGGGAUGAGGAACGGCAACACUUCGAGCAGUUCAAAUAA
Messenger RNA from Daldinia childiae, 969 nucleotides. RefSeq names its product WW domain-containing oxidoreductase. The transcript has a single exon. Lineage: Eukaryota; Fungi; Ascomycota; Sordariomycetes; Xylariales; Hypoxylaceae. The record is from RefSeq and is a predicted model, not a curated record. The coding region runs from base 1 to 969 and encodes 322 amino acids.